GCUGCUGGGCUUGGAUUUUCUCCUGUUGCUUCAGUGCUGUUGCCUCAGUUUUAGCUGUGAUUUUGAGAGCUCUUACAGUACUAAAGCAGCAUUGUGACAUUUGGAACAUUUGCCUCUUCUGUGUUCAUGAUUGUAACAGUUUCUUCAGCUGCUAUAACUGCAGCCUCUUUGUUUCCAUUUUUUACUAAGUUAGGAGUAGACAUCCAACACAUUGCUUUCACUUCUGCAACAAGGAAGUUCAAGUGGGUGCUGCAGCUGCAAUAACUCCACCUACUCCACCUACCUGAAACAGUAAUGGACUCCGGCUCUUCAUGUGUAUGACCCCGAGAUACCAAUUAAUGCAGUUCUGGCUGCAGCUUACAGACUUCUUGUUAUUAUUAAACUGCAGGAGCUGAAACAGUGUUAUCCCUUUCUUUUUGUUUUUCAAUUUUUGAAUUUUGAGAAGGAAAAAAAAUGCAGAAUUUUCGUGACAGCUCGGCUUCUCCCACUCCCCAUCGUGGGUUUUCCAGUGUGGUAGGUGGAAGUGGGAAGAAUUCCUCUUACCAGCUACAUCCUUCGGAACUCCAGAGCUCCCCACAAAUGCAGGAAGAAUAUGCUGGUGUGCAGCAGCGAAAUCCUCCUACAGAAAACCAACACCCACACCCUGCAGUUCCCCUCCAUACCAGCCAGGCAGCCCUCAUGCGGGGUUAUGGGGCUAGAAGUAGAGGUGGUGGAGGUGGGGAUGUAUUACAGGGUAACGCUAAACAUGGCAGUAAUAAUAACAGUAACAACCCUUACCGUAAAGAAACGAUGGAUUAUUAUUUUUUGAUGGGUAACAAAGACGGACAUAGAAGAGGAAAUCUGAGCUUAGUGUAUGGAGCAGGCAUGGGGUUUCAAAAUUUGGAUGGACUUGUGCCUCAGCAGUACCGAUCUGCCAGAGCUAGUUCGGGUACUGCUUCUGGUAUGUCUCAAUAUCAGGUUGACUACAGUGUUACGACUGAAUCCAGUCUCAGUAGCAGCAGUGGGGCUGGAGCCUUUUCCCCCUCCCAUCACUACAGCUUGGGUCAUAACCCCUCAGUCCAAACAGCAUCAGGAGCUCAAAUAUUGCGACGCCAACAAACCCAGAAUUACUCUUCCCAUCAAGUUAUACGCCAGGAGCAGCAGCGUAGAGAUUAUCCCUUAUCUGGACAUAGACAGCUGCCUCAGUUCCCCCACUAUGCUCAAGCAAAUGCAUCCACAGGGUCCGCAGGGGUGUAUAAUUCCCCCAAACAAAGAUACUAUAGUGGAGGAAAUGGUGGAAAGUGUAAAAUGAAUAACACAGCUAGUGCCAACUCUAAUCCAAGUUCCAUAACAAAUUCAACCAAUCUGAACCACAAUCAGUUUGAAGGUGUAGGGCAGAGUUACCCUAAUUCAGAUUAUCCAUAUAAUUCCAACCUCUCCACUCAGCAUCGCAACCACCAUCAUAAUUUAGGACCAAACUUUGACACUUCUCACAAAAUGUACCCUUCUAAUACAGUACACCAGACAGGGCAGCCUUACCCUGCACACCCCCCAUCCUCCAUCUCAUCCACAAAGUCUUCCACUUCUGCAGUUCCCCCAGCACAUCCCUGUUCUCAUGAAAUAACCAAAUCCCCCAUGCACACUCAAAGUCAACAACCCCAGUUCCAACAAAACUUCAGCCCAAUUUCUAAUCCAUCUCCAGCUGCCUCCUUAGUCCAGUCACCCAGCUGUAGCUCAUCUCCGUCACCACUUAUGGGCAUUUCUGAGGGACCAGGCAACUCCACGGCGCCCCCUGCACACCAGCCAUCAUAUCCACUCCCAAACCCCAGAAACAGCCACAACCACAACAGGCUGUUACAGACAAUGCCUCAGUUGAGUCCAACGCCUAACUCUAACAGCAGCAGCAGUAGUUGUGGGAGUAGCAGUGGCCAUGGAAACACAGCUGGCCUGAGUGCAAGUCCAGGUAGUACACAUUCCCGUAAGGGAGUGGGAUUCAAAGGAAUGAGAAAUGAACAGUACAUAUCUUCCUCCCACUACACAUCUUCUCCACAUGAGAAACAAAUCCUGGACCCUGGGACCAACAGUCUCAAUGCUUUGACUUCACAAGUGGCUAAUCUACCUAAUACUGUGCAACAAAUGCUGCUCUCUGACUCUCUUCUCUCAAACAACAGAGGCAAAGAUAGUGGACAGCAGAUACAGCAAUCACUUUAUUCCUCACUAACCAGUCAGCAAAGGAAUAGAGGCAAUGUUUCAACUACAAGGAGUGAAGAUGGUAGAACAAUGGACAGCAGUGGUACCAAUUCUGAAGGUGGAACAGAUGAGGAAUCUUCCCAUGUGAUGGAGAUGCCAAAGAGGGGCAGAAGUGAAAGUGAAGAGCACAUUUUGAAAGGUGAAGAUGGGGUAAUGAGGCAGUUAAGUGGAACUAACAGGGGAUCUGAAGCAACAGGUGGUUGUCCAGCAUCUCAGAUUCAAGUGGCCCAGGCUUUCAUCCCUGCCAAAUCACAAAAUGAACAAGAUGGUCAGGGUUCACCAUCUCAUGUGGAAAUGGAAGCAUCCAAAAGACACAGCAAAACUUCAAGCUCUCCUUGUGUUUCACAAACAGAAGUGGGUGAUUAUAAAACUCAUGUUUCUGUAUCUCCAUCUUCUACUUCUUCUCUCAUUAAAUCUGAUGAGAUCAAUAAAGUCCAACCCCCUCUGUGCCCUUCUCCAACAUCCUUUACUAUUCCUAAGUCACCCAGUGCCUCCCAGAUCCUCAUCUCUUCAUCUCACUCUAAUUGCUGUGAAGAAUCUUUUAGUACUAGACAUCUUCAUAGGGAGAAGGAAAGGAACGAAAGGAUUGAUACAAUGAAAACAGAGGCAGAGGAUAGUAAAGAUGCAGUGGUAAAAUUCAAAAGUGAUACCAAAAGAGGGGAUAACCAUGAUAGAGAAGUGCUUAGCAGUCAAGAGGAGAUGGAAGGAGAGAGAUACUCUCAGAUCUCCAAUAAACAGAAGGAUGAAACAGAGGGAAAACAGGAAAUGGCAAGGAGUUCUGAUGACAAAAAUAAAAACCUGACUUCUGAAGAAACCCAUAGUACAGGAGUAGGAGUAAUUGUCUCUGCCCGUUCUGAGGUAACCCAGCCAGAAUCUACAACAGACCAACCACAAACCCCCCAGACCGCACCCCUACAAAGUCUCAAUAUGGGAAAUCAUAGUUAUUACCCAAAGGAGGACACUCACUCAUACAAUUCCUUCAGAAAUGCUACUGGUCAAAAUGGAGAAGGUGAAAGAACUUUGUCUGCUAAUGCUUCUGUGCAUGGACUAAAAGUUCACUCUAAGCCUGUGUUUAGGGUCUCAUCUCACCAGUCUCAGCCUAGGAACCAAAGGUCCCCAUAUGGAUUCUCUGAAUCACUACAUAGUAGUGGGAGGAAUUUAAAAAACAGUGGGAUAGGGUCAAGUGAAGAUAGGUCAUCCAAUUUUGAUUACCAAGGUUACCAGCAACUUCAACAACAGAAUGCUGGACUCCAAAAAAGGAUAGGGGCAGUAGGAGGUGAAGGGCAGGACAGGAGAAGCAUUAGUGGUUUAGAAACAGAAAGGGGACUUGACAGUCAUGCUCACCAACAACAAUAUCCAAGUCUUCUGCAAGAAGUCUUACAAGGUUACCACAUAGACAAGCGUUAUAGGCAUACUGAAAACACAGCUCAACAGUUGCCACCCCGCAAUACUUCUCAUCAGUUUCAAAAUAUGCCUUAUCAACACCUUCAUUCAAGGCAUUCUAGCACUAUAACUGAAAGUAUGAAACCACAUGCCUAUACCCCUCAAACGGGGAUGGGUAUGGACUAUUGCAGCCCCAGUGAAACAGCUGUUCCUGGAAAGCUCUACACUUUGGGUCAGAGGCAUGAAGGUGAAGUUGGCAUGGGCCAGGAUGCUCUUCAUUCUUGGUGUUCUGGUGGAGUUGAACCAAAAGGUAUACAUUGGGGUUCUUUGGACAAGAACAAGAUGUUGACAUCCCUAAGUCGUUCCACUACCAAGUCCUCAGAACUUUCUCAACAUCCCCUUUCAAGGCACAUAAACUUAGAUGAUUACUCUGUACCAACUGGGAAACACUCCUCAAAUCAGCUUACCCCCACCUCUGCUGUGCAGCAGUUGCUGCUAAAAGAAGUCGAGUCAACAGCAGGGAAUGAAGUAUCUGUGGGACAAACUCGACCUCAAACACCAUCAUCACCCUUGCCAUCUCUGUCGUCCUUGGAGCGCCGCUCAGUCAUUUGUGAUUUUUCACCAUCUCGUCUGCAUACACCUGAAAGAGAGAGAAAUAGAGACAAAGGAGAUACUCUACCACAACCUGGUUCUUCCGGAGCUUCUGUUAUUCAGCAAUCACUUUCUGCUUCUUCGGUGUUAAAACAAGAAAGCUGUAAGGAAGAAGAGAAAGUGAAUAGGAAAAUAUUGAAGGAUGAAGCACUGCACAGAACUAAGGAGGUUGAAAACCCUCCUUUUAGUCAUCCCCCAACUAAGGAAAUUUCUAUUCAGCAUCAAAACAGAACUACCCAACCCACUUCUCACCCAUUGGACAUGAACAGUGACCCUCACAACAUGCCUAGUGUAGUUAAAGGGAUUAUUAAUUCAGCAAAUGUCACCCCUCGCAAUUCCCAACAAUCCUCUCAACAACACACAUUAAACCCUAUGCCGCUGUCUUCACCAUCACCAUCAAGGUUUCAAUCCUACUUUCAAGGCUUAGAUGAGUCAAGUAACCAUUCUGCUGGUGUAAGUAGUUUUAGUAUGGGCAAUACAGGGGAGGGUACUAUAAAAAUGAGUCCUCAGCAUUCUCACCAGCUUUCCCAUUAUCAGCAUUUAUCCUCUCACCCACAAAACCCACAACAUGCUAAUAAAUUGAAAGGUUAUCCCAACCCCCUAUCCCUCCAACCAUCAGAUAGCCAUGAUGACAGAUUUGAUUGGACAGCUCAAAAAAAUAAUAUCCAGUCCUCCUCUCUAGAUAUGGUAAUGUCCCGUGAUUCAAGCCAAAAUCAAACCUCUUCAGGAAUUAGAUCUAAUGCUAGUGUACAAGCUAAUCAGCAACACUUACCUCCUCAUCAGGAUAGAUACUAUAAUGUGGUAAAAUUGUGGGAUUCAUCAUUAUCUGGAAGAGAGAAUGACAAGAUAAUUCAGGCAGAUGCUUCCCAAAGAAACCAGCACACUGCCCCUGUUGUUCCCACUGGGUCAGUUUCCUUGCCUCCAGGCCUGCCAGAUAGGUCAAAACAUCUACAAUCGAACCCUUCUGGAGUGGUGACAGAAGAGAAUGUCAGAGCAUUCCACCCAACAUCCACACCAAUUUCUGUGAAGCAUACUGAUUCAAGUAGCAGCAGUAGUGGCAGUAAUGUGAAUGCAGUAGCUCAAGGCAAAGCCAAAAUAGGUGGCUUAGGGGACACAAACCCAUUAAUUACAAGAAGGAGAGUCCGUUCCUUCAUCUCUCCAAUUCCUGCCAAAAGGCAGCACCAGGAUAUAGAUCACAGACAGCAGCAGCAAAAAGGUGCUUCUAGUAUGUAUACUUCCCUCUUAACUAACUCUGAUGUCAGACAGCAUGUGGAUGGUGAUACAUUCAGACCAGGCACACCCCACUUCAAAUCCGUUAGCUCAAAUACAAACACAACACCUAUUCGAAAUGCUUCACCUGUGUUUCCUUCAUCUUGCAUGGGCAAAACAAAAGUUUUACCACCAAGAAAGGGACGGGGUCUCAAGCUGGAGGCAAUAGUACAGAAAAUUACACCCAAUGUUAAAAAAACAAGUAAUAAUGAUGGUAAUACCAAUCCAUCAUCAAAUCAUCUGUCUAGCGUGUCUCACACAGAAAUGACGUGCAUUCUUGACAUUGAGGAGCAGAACUCCUGUAUUAGAAAGUUCUCAAAAAUUGAAGCUGGAAGAGGGAGUUGCCUUUCCUAUGAAAGCGAAGGUAUGUCCUUUGAAGAAAUCAUGUCCUACAGGGGGGUUGAUGAGAGUGGGCCUCUGCUUCCGAGUGCCUAUCCAUAUGACCCUCACCAGGAUACACAGAUUGUCAAAUGUGACAUGACAGGAAAAGGAAGUAAUGCUGCUGUUGGGGUGCUGGAGCCGGCAUUAGACUUUGGGAUUAAGCUGUCCGGAUCUCUAAAGACAGAACCAGACUAUACAGGAGAGAGCGGAAAUGAUGAUUUAAGGAUUCCACCUGAUUUUACACUUCUAGGUCCAUUACCUCCACCCCCUCCAUUACCUUGCCCUGUACAAGCAUCUCCCCCUCCAUCAUCUUCUGCUUUGUCAGAUAUUCAGCGUUUCACUACAACUUAUCAGCAGCUAGAGACUCGAAGAGGAGAACACUCAGCAGCUACCCUUCUGAGACAAAAACUUCAAGAGAGUGGGGGAGUGGAUGGUUAUUCUGGGAGGGAUUAUCUUGGGACCAAGUCACCUUAUCAUAACCAGAAUCCAAGCCACUGCCUUUUACCCAUUCCCUCACACAGCCAUCUCCCACAUCAUCAGCAACACACAUCUGUGGGGACCACAUCAAUGAUGAGUUUGUCACAGUUUACAGAACCCAAACCCUUAGAGAAUGUAGUGCCUAAAGGCUAUUUUCCAUCAGGGAAAAAAAAAGGACGACCAGUUGGCAGUGUAAAUAAGCAAAAGCGUGCACAAGCACAGUCCCAGUCUUUGCCCGUUAAUGCUUCCCCUGUCACCCAAAUACCUACACCUGCUUCAGCUGCUACACCUCAAACAGAAGUGCAAAGUACUAGUACUACAACAGCUAUAAUUGCAAAUUAUCCUGAAGACAAUAAGACAGCUGCUUCUGUUGCUCCUGCUACUGUAUCUCAGACAGAAAAAGCAGAUGUAGAUAGUGAAGAGACACAGCCAGAGGUGGAAGUGAAACCUCGCAGGCAGAGAAGAAGAAAGAAAGAAGGUGUGAUCGAGGGAGAUGGAAUGGAAUGCAGUCAAAGACAGAGGACAAGAGGAGCUGGAGUGUUUGAUAAGGCAAAGUUGCAAGCUAGGACAGAAAGUGGAGGAAAUGUCAGUAAUAGUGGUGUUUUGCCCUCUCUCAGAAAGUCAGUUUUUGUUCCAUACAUUCAUGUAGAGAGUAAGAUGGAGGAGAUUGGCAAUGUGUGCACCAUUGUGAAUGCUGUAGAUGAGAGGAAGAAAGGGGAAAGUGGAGAAGAGAGGGGAGGAAGAUGGACAGGGAAGGAAGAGGGGGGAGGGUCCAUUACACCUUUAAACUCAACACUAACUUCUCAACUGGCCAGAAAAGAUGAAGAAAGGGAGAAGGUGAAAGAGAAAAGACAUUCAGAAAAGGUAGACACUUCCCUUAUUCAGUCCAGCCCAACAGGGAAGGCUCUUCCUUCAUCAGGAUAUGUUAUUUCAGGAUCUGUGGUGACUGAGAUCAGCGCUUUUGGUCAUCUUCUAUGCUGCUUGUGCAAAAAAUGGGCUAACUACAAAGAUCUUGGGGACCUCUAUGGACCAUACUAUCCUCCUGAAUAUGCUACAAGGCUUCCCAAGAACAACCCAGUGAUUAGACAGAGCCUGGGAACCACCAGUGUAGGCAUGAGAAGAUUAUGUUCAGAAGCAGCUGUGGCUGAGUCAACUAAACAGGAGAUGUUGCCUAUAGAGGUCCAAACCUGUACAUUUGCCACAGAUGCUAAUUCUUCAGAAUAUCAGGUUACAGAGCCGUCUGCUGUUACAACAACAGACACAACAUCACUAAUGGGUGGAGUGGAUACUCCUAUUCAUUUUGGCAGCUACAGGGACAAAGAUAAAGGAAGGGAAGAUUGGGAAUUGACACAAGAACUGACAACUACAAGUGGCGUAUUGAACCAAGAAGAACAACUAGAUGAACUCUCACAUCAGCUGCAGACCCAGCAACAGACAGAGGAUGCUCAAAAAAGGUCCCAACAUAGAAAACUAACCUCCCACCCACGAUUCAAAAGGCGACACAGAUCCAGUGAGGAUUUACCAAAAAUGGGACCCAUCAACAAUAAAGCCUUACUACCCUUUCAGCCUCCUCCACCGUCGUCACUUCCUAACCAGGACCCUUCUGACCCAUCAGCACCAUUGUCCCUGCUUCCUCAGGUGCCCCUAGACCCAGAGGAGCUGUGGGUACAUGAGGCAUGUAUCGUCUGGGCCAGUGGUGUGUUUCUGGUCAAUGGGAGGCUCUAUGGUCUACAGGAGGCACUAGAUGGUGCCAGAGAUACAUGCUGCUCUCAUUGCAAGAUGAUGGGUUCAACCCUUGGCUGCUACAGCAAAGGCUGCACAUUGAGAUAUCACUAUUUGUGUGCCAUGGAGGCAGGGUGCAAUCUGAAUCAAGACAACUUCUCACUGCGGUGUCCGAAGCACAAGUUCUCUCUGAACAAUAGACCAGUGAAGUCAGUGUAUCAGGAGCUAUCAGAGAGAGGAUGAGAGAAAUGGGCUGCAACACUGAAGAGGUUGGACUGGUUAGCGGGAUGAAAAAUGGAAGACAGUGGAUGAAUGCAGCAUGAGAACGAAGGACAGAAUGGAUUAAGAUAAGGAAUUUUCUGAAGAAAAGGAAACAAAAUACUUUGUAAUAAUGCAAAAAAAAAAAAAACUAAAAUGAAUAUUCUGUCAUCUUUUAAAAAAAGGAAGAUACACACAAUGAACGCAGGAGAAAAGGAAGUGAACUGAACUGAAAGAGCAAAAAAAGUGAAGACAGACCCACACACUGAGAGCAAGAAUAACUUUCUCCGUUUCAAAAGCUUUGAAUUUGUGGGGAAAAAAAGAAAACAAAUGAACUGUUUCACUUUUUGUCAUAUGGUUAUUAUUUUUUUAAUCCUAAAACAAUGAUAUGAGAGAGGAGAACUGGGAACAAGUAUGGGAGAGAACACUAAAAGAAUGUAAACAUGGAGGGGAAGGACUGGAGCAGAGAGUGGAAGAAGGGCAGUGUAUUCUGUUACUAUCAUCAUCAUUAUUGUUUGGUUAUUGGUUAUUAUGAUUGUUCAUUUUUAAUGCUGUCAGUAUUUUCUGCUUAAUUCUGAAUGGGGCCAUCUGAGUUUAAAAUUCACUAUUAAACUAUGAAA
Messenger RNA from Megalops cyprinoides (Indo-Pacific tarpon), 8990 nucleotides. RefSeq names its product transcription factor 20-like. Gene Ontology annotation, cellular component: nucleus. The coding region runs from base 454 to 8355 and encodes 2633 amino acids. The transcript is spliced from 5 exons. NCBI's taxonomy places the organism in Eukaryota, Metazoa, Chordata, Actinopteri, Elopiformes, Megalopidae. The record is from RefSeq and is a predicted model, not a curated record. Gene Ontology annotation, biological process: regulation of transcription by RNA polymerase II.